Messenger RNA from Aedes aegypti (yellow fever mosquito), 5113 nucleotides. It is a transcript of the gene gro, whose product is annotated as protein groucho. The transcript has 16 exons. Bases 1682 to 3880 code for a protein of 732 amino acids. Gene Ontology annotation, cellular component: nucleus; transcription regulator complex. Gene Ontology annotation, molecular function: transcription corepressor activity; protein binding. Gene Ontology annotation, biological process: negative regulation of canonical Wnt signaling pathway; regulation of DNA-templated transcription. NCBI's taxonomy places the organism in Eukaryota, Metazoa, Arthropoda, Insecta, Diptera, Culicidae. The record is from RefSeq and is a predicted model, not a curated record.
GGCGCAAAUCGCGCCCUCAGUCGUACUUUCGAACCCAUCGGAAGCGUUCAUCCACGUCGUCCGGAGUCUGUGCUCAGGCAGAACUAAUCAGCGUAUUCGUUCGUUCGUCGGAAUUCCUGGCAAGUGUCACGCGCGCAUUCACGCAUUUCACAGCUCGUGUUUGUGUUAUAAUUUACGACGGUUCGCGGCCAUCAUCAUCAUCAGCAGCAGCAGCGCCAACCAUCUUGGCAAGGGGUGUGUCAAUUGCCGUCGCAGGGGUGUGCUGGUGGAGUGCGGGGGGUCGUCAAUUUGAUUCGAUCACAGUCGGUGCCGGAGUUGUUGGUGGCGAUUUUUUUUCGGGUAAAUGACCAAGGUGUCACCUAGUGCAAAUUACCCCUGGGGGUAACGUAUGUGAGCACUGAGCAGCACGCGCGCGCUUUUCUGUGUACCUCUACAGUUGGUAUGAUUGUUAUGCAAAUGCGCAAAAGUGUGUCUUUUCUGCGGAGAGUUUAGAUUGUGACAACAAAUUUCGGGAAUUUCGGUCGGAGGAAGGGAUCGUGAGGAAACGAGAGAAAGGCCAAUCAGUGUGUGUGGUAAAGUGUGAAUUUUAUUCUCUCCUGUGGGUAGACACGAAGAUCUGUCGUAACGGCGACAAGGUUGCUUUUUUCAGCGGAAGCGCCAUCUGUGAGGCGCAGUGGAGGAAGAGCGUGAAGAGAGAGAGAGGGUGCAACUCUAAUUAAUCCACGGUAAAAACGAAGCAGAAAAAUCAGUGCGCAAUUAUUGUUUCGAAACAACAUCAGAAAGAAAAAACCGAUUCGAUUCAACGGGAGUAAAAAUCGAAUCAUUUGAGCGGGCGCGAUCAGGUGAAAACAAAAGCCAAACAAGCAUCGAGCGGAAGCGGCAAAGGCAGCGGCGGCGGUGCCGCUAAUAAGUAAUAAUCAAAAUGUGUUAAGCUGAAGCAAAUAAGAAAUUACUUCUCCUGAGUUCCCCCCGUUGUACCAACGAAGAAAAAAGUGAAUCAAUAAAAAUUAGCUGUUUUCUGGUUUAAGUGUGCUAGAAGGAAGAAGAAAAAAAUCCAGCGCUGGAAAAACUCACUCGUUGAUUGAUAAAUUGAUUGAUUGUGUGUUUCUCCGGGUUCGCUUGUUUCGCCGCUCUCCGAGUGACGCGAGUGAGUGUGUGUAUUCUUCGGUUUUCGGUUCGGCAAUGAAAGAUAAUUAAUCGUAAUAAAAGUGCGUAGCGGUGGUUCUGCGACCUGGGAAAACAAAAAGAAGAAACCAUCCCACCGAGAAGAGAAGGUGCAGAAAUUAUCUUUCAAUUUGCUCCGGUUUUUUUCUUUCGUUUCGUUUCGUGAUUGCAAAUCGCUUAAUGUGAAACCGGUUCGGCUGAGCCGAAGAAAAUGAAGGCGUGAGAGCGAUCACGAUCACGAUCAAGGCGACGACUUCCAACAUCUCUGUGAGGUGUGAGCGAAAAGAACACCCAGCGGCGCUCAGGCAGUGACAUCAGCAUCCGAAGCACACAGAGUGUAGAGCAAGUGAAGAGAAGAAGAGCCGAAAAUUCAAUUAGGAGGGUACGCGUACACAAGCAUUCUAGUGGAAGGGCUUGGUGGAAGGAGUCAGUCGGUCGGAGAUCCAUUCCAUUCCAAUUAUCAUCGAGAUAGCGGCUGUAAAGUGAAGGAAUUCGAGUGGAGUAAAAGCAGCGGAAAAUGUAUCCGGCGCCAGCAAGACACCCGUCAGCUACGGGUCCUCCCCCUCAGGGGCGACAGUUCACAAUUGCGGAAACACUCGAACGGAUAAAGGAGGAGUUCAACUUUCUGCAGGCACAGUAUCAUUCAUUGAAGCUAGAAUGUGAUAAGCUCGCCAGCGAGAAAACCGAAAUGCAGCGACAUUAUGUCAUGUAUUACGAAAUGUCGUACGGCCUGAACGUGGAAAUGCACAAACAGACGGAAAUCGCCAAACGGCUGAAUGCGCUCAUAGGGCAGUUGCUGCCAUUUCUCGCCACCGAACACCAACAGCAAGUGGCACAAGCAGUGGAACGAGCGAAACAAGUCACCAUGCCGGAGCUGAAUGCCAUCAUCGGGCAGCAACAUCAACAGCAGGGAAUUCAGCAACUGUUACAACAGAUUCACGCACAGCAAAUUCCCGGCGGACCACCGCAACCGAUUCCGGCCCUGGGCGCACUGGCCGGACCGCUGACGGCGUUCGGCGGCCCGAUGGGACUGCCACACGGUGCACCGCAGAGUUUGCUGAAAGCACCGCCCGAUCUGCACCGGGAGGACCUCAAAGUGCCCCUCGGGGGGCCGUCCGCCGAAGAACGAAUGCGCAACUCAGUAUCUCCUGCCGAACGUGAAAAGUACCGACCUCGUUCACCCCUAGACCUGGACAGCGAAGCCAAGCGACGGAAAGAGGAAAAACUUAACCACGACAACGACGCCGACAAAAGCGAACAGGAAUUGGUGGUGGACGUCGCCAACGAUACGGGAACCCCAUCUCCGCGCCCAAACGGUGAUCACGCGUCGUUGGAAAACCGAGACCGCGAUAGUGUUGGUUUGAACGGAAGUGACAAAGCCGGCUCAAGUAGUCUGAAAGGUGUGAACGACAGACCGCCCUCCCGAUCCGGAUCCAGCUCAUCGCGAUCGACCCCAAGCCUCAAAACUAAAGAUCUCGACAAACCAGGUACCCCUGGUGCGAAAGUGCGCGUCCCAACGCCCAACUCUUCCACUCCGGGAGUUCCCAAAGCAGCAGUACCUCCAACGGCCGCCGGCUAUCCGGCGUCACCAUAUCAACGACCUUCAGAUCCAUACGUGCGACCACCGCUUGACGCAUACGGACGACAGCCGAUUCCAUUCGAUCCUCACGCACAACUACGGACCAACGGAAUCCCUCUGCCCGUCUCGAGUGGUAAACCUGCCUAUUCGUUUCACAUGAACGGCGAAGGAGGACCUCAGCCGGUGCCAUUUCCUGCCGAUGCCCUAACCGGACCCGGAAUCCCGCGACAUGCCCGCCAGAUCAAUACGCUUUCCCACGGUGAGGUCGUCUGCGCCGUCACCAUCUCCAACCCAACCAAAUACGUCUACACCGGCGGAAAGGGAUGUGUCAAAGUUUGGGACAUCUCCCAGCCCGGCAGCAAGAGUCCUGUCAGCCAACUGGAUUGCUUGCAACGGGACAACUACAUCCGCUCGGUGAAGCUGUUACCGGAUGGGCGAACGUUGAUCGUCGGCGGGGAAGCAUCGAACCUGUCCAUCUGGGAUCUGGCGAGUCCGACGCCGAGAAUCAAGGCUGAACUCACCUCGGCAGCUCCGGCCUGUUACGCGUUGGCCAUCAGUCCCGACUCGAAGGUAUGCUUCUCGUGCUGCAGCGAUGGCAACAUUGCCGUGUGGGACCUGCACAACCAGACGCUGGUGCGGCAGUUCCAGGGUCACACCGAUGGCGCUUCCUGCAUCGACAUCAGCCCUGACGGCGUCCGGCUUUGGACCGGAGGACUGGACAACACGGUGCGAUCGUGGGACCUGCGGGAAGGACGGCAACUGCAGCAGCAUGACUUCAGCUCCCAGAUCUUUUCGCUCGGCUACUGUCCAACGGUCUUCGAUGAAACAGGUGAAUGGCUCGCCGUCGGCAUGGAGAACUCCCACGUGGAGGUGCUGCACGCCUCCAAGCAGGACAAGUAUCAGCUGCAUUUACACGAAAGCUGCGUGCUGUCGCUGAGGUUCGCCGCCUGCGGCAAAUGGUUCGUCUCGACGGGCAAGGAUAACCUGCUAAACGCAUGGCGCACACCGUACGGUGCCAGUAUAUUCCAGUCCAAGGAGACCUCAUCAGUACUUAGUUGUGAUAUAUCGACCGAUGACAAGUACAUCGUGACUGGCUCCGGCGACAAGAAGGCAACCGUCUAUGAGGUCAUCUAUUAAACCGAUCGAAUGCGGUAGUAAUCUUUAGUUUGAUUCGAAGUGCAACAAACACCCCUCCCGAUCCCCUGCUACAUCGAAAACCAUCGAUACCCGUAACGAUACAUCACAAAUUCUCUUGAUCGUGACAACAAAAAGGCAGCGUUGACUUGAUUUUGAAUGUAUCAUAGAACAUCACAACUCCCAAAACAAAAAAGUGACUUAAAUCGAGGAACUCACAGAUUCGAGAAUCUUUACACACAUACAGCAGCUGUAUCAGUUCAUUCAUUAUAUAUAGAAUCUAUGUAGAAAGGAAUAAGACACACUUACACACACUCACAACAGUCAGUCGUGUAGAUGAUGCAGUAAUCUUUUCACGCCAACACACACAAACAUUUUUAGUAAAAUGAGAGACAAUGGGCGCAAAACAGCAAAGAUCAAGAACAUCAACAAAACAAUGCUACAAAUGUUAAAUGGUAAGUUUACAAUUUAAGUAAUUUAAAGUAAAUUAAAGGAAAAGAAACCCGCAAAGCAUCCCUUUAAUUAUACAGAAAAAAAAAUCAAAGAAUUAAUUGUAGAAUCUAGGCGAUAAAAGGAUGAAAAAUUGAAUGCAGCGUGUAAGGUAAGAACCAAACAGAAGAAGCAGAUUAAUUUAAAAUUAUCAAAAUUCUUAGUGAUUACCGUAUAAAUUGAAGCAGAGUAUUGUACAGUAUUUGAAAAAACUCGUAAUGUUAAUUAUGGUUAUCAACCCUCUCCCAGUACAUACGACCGAACGAAACUUAAGCUAGAUCAAAGCAUAGAGCGAGAGAUCCCUCGAGGUUUCAAGUGGAAAUUCAUCUCAAAUUCAAUUCGGAAGAGAAAAUAAAAAAAAAUCGCUUGAUAAAAACAAAUUUAAACAUUUACAUCUAAUUGUUUUCCAAUAUCCUUCUUAGAAAAAAAAAGAGAAUCGUAUCGAUGUCAGUUUGUUCCAUUUAAUCCUUUUAAUUUUUGAAUAAAACAAACACUGUAAGAUAUUUCAACCAUUAGUAAUCAAUGCGAAGAAGUGAAACCAAAAAAAAAUGCGAAAAGUAAAAAUUGUUAUCGAUUCAUAGUACGCAUUGCAAAAAUCAAGCUGAACUUUCGUCGAAUAUCCUCUUUCCACCACUAACCGAAUCUAAUGCUAAUUGAAUCACACAAUAAGGUAGAUUGAAAGAAAGCGUGAGAAUCACAUGAUAAAUGAAGCGAAGAAGGAUCAAUUGAUGAAAACAAUAUAGAGGA